Molecule: messenger RNA, 1429 nt
Organism: Wasmannia auropunctata (little fire ant)
Lineage: Eukaryota; Metazoa; Arthropoda; Insecta; Hymenoptera; Formicidae
Exons: 5
Coding region: 29-1138 (369 amino acids)
Biological process (GO): positive regulation of proteasomal ubiquitin-dependent protein catabolic process; protein polyubiquitination
Molecular function (GO): protein binding
Source: RefSeq, a predicted model, not a curated record
UAGCGUGUCCAAAAACGAUAAUGGUACAAUGCAAAAUAAUGAAAGAACAUCGGUUUGGGAAGUUUUUCGAAACGAUUAUCUUUUGAGAAAUAUACUUCAACAUUUAGAUGCCGAGAGUCUGGCGAGCGCUGCGAGGGUUUGCAAAUUCUGGUUAGAAAUUGCGAAUAAUGAGAAAAAAACAAGAGGUCCUUGUUACUUUAUAGAAUUGAACUUGAGAUCCUCUGAUUUGUCAUGGAACAUUGAAAACAUAAGAAUUAAACCAUCAGUAGGUUUCUAUUUUGUUCCUCACCUUCCCUUCAGAUUCUACGUUUCAGGCGAACACAUGGAGAAUUUGCUACCUAAACAUUGUGAAAUUAUAAUACUGUAUAAUGAUGGUAUUAUUAUGGAUAAAGAAUAUAAUAAACCUGCACAAAUGGUAUGUACGUUUUUGCCACAAAUCCCGAACGUGAGAGUAAAAUUGUUCAAACUGCCAGAAAAUUGUUUCAUAUCGGAAACAGCCGAAUAUAAGGAGAUAAUUAGCACAGUUGUUAACAAUAAAACAUCUACUUCGAAUCACGAGACAUGUUUUAUGUUAUUUUGUACUCCGGAGGGUCGUAAAACAGCACAACGGUGGGCCUCAGCUAUAAAGAAAAGUGAAGAAUAUAAAGUAGUAUGGGUUGGUGUGAUGAGAGACAUUAUCACACAUUAUGCACAUACUGACUUGUGCAAAAGAAAAACGAAAUGGUUUAAUUUAUACAAAAGUGAUCAAUGUGUUGCCGUUCUAAUUACUGGUCCUAUACAGACAUGGUCCAUGAGUUUGGGAUGGGAAAGCAAUACAGAGGAGCAAAUGGAAGCGAGAUUAAAUUUAUUUAAGGACGAAGUGAACUUAAGGAAACAUUCCAUAGGAUUUAUCUUUGCAAACCCAUAUCGUAAAACUAAUACGUUUCCCCAAUUUUAUGAAGAAUCAACAAUAUUCAAAAGAGUAUUCCCCACAGUACUCUUAGUAGGUUGCCUUAAUUUUGACAGCGAAUUCAGAAAAGCUACUGCCAUUGAUAAGAUGAAGAAUGAAAGAGACAACAAAGAGAAACAAGAUUGUAAGAAAUCUAAAUUUUUGUAUAAUAGAGGCCGUGCUGUAUUUUUGAUACUUACGUAUGAUUAACGUUUUUAAAGAGAAUACAUAUGCUGCGUGCUGCGAAAAUAUUUUAUCACUCGUACAUUACUAGAUUUAGAUCUUGUAUUUACCAAUCUUUUUAAUUGUUAACAAAACAUGAAAGCAAUGAUCGUUGACAUUCACAGAACAAAAACGUAGAAUAACAAACGUCGUAGCAAUAAAUUUGAGUACUGAAAAUUGUACCUUAUUUUAGAUGUAAUAUCUACGAAUGCAUGUUUUGUACAAAUCCUAAAAUAAUGUUACUGAUGAAUAAAGGAAACAAAUUAUAACUUAUGAUAA